Neogale vison (American mink) is the source of this 3343-nucleotide messenger RNA. RefSeq names its product corin, serine peptidase (gene CORIN). The coding region runs from base 43 to 3132 and encodes 1029 amino acids. Gene Ontology annotation, cellular component: membrane. The transcript has 22 exons. Gene Ontology annotation, molecular function: serine-type endopeptidase activity; protein binding. NCBI's taxonomy places the organism in Eukaryota, Metazoa, Chordata, Mammalia, Carnivora, Mustelidae. The record is from RefSeq and is a predicted model, not a curated record. Gene Ontology annotation, biological process: regulation of blood pressure; peptide hormone processing; acrosome reaction.
CUCUUCGUUUUCAGGCCGGUGUCCCUGCACUGAUGCGGACUGAUGAGGCAGUAUUUUCGGGCACGAAGCGGAGAGAAGAGCCACCAGGAUAAGAGUGGCCAGAGGAAAAGGCGAGACAUGUUCUCCAGGAAACAGCCCCCGGCCCUGGCUCGGGAAGAGAGCUACCGCCCAGCCCGGGCCCCGGAGCAGGUCUUGGGAACUGUUGACAAUAACAUGGGUGAUGGCUGCUCUCAGAAGGCGGCUACUGCUAAUAUUCUCCGCUUCCUGUUGCUGGUGUUGAUUCCGUGUAUCUGUGCACUCAUCGUUCUGCUGGUGAUCCUGCUUUCCUUUGUGGGAACAUUAAAAAAGGCUUAUUUUAAAUCAAAUGGGAGUGAACCUUUGGUCACUGAUGGUGAGGUUCAAGUGUCUGAUAUUAUUGCUACAAAUACAAUUUGUAACAAGAGCACGGUGACAUCUGCUACGCAUCCCAAUCAUCACAUUCCAGCCUGGACCACAGAUGCUUCUCUCCCAGGGGACCAAAAUCACAAGAACACAAGUGCCUGUGUGAACAUCACCCACAGCCAGUGUCAGAUGCUGCCCUACCAAACCACGCUAACACCCUUCUUCUCGAUUGUCAAAAACAUGGAAGUGGAGAAGUUCCUCAAGUUCUUCAUGUACCUCCAUCGCCUCAGCUGCUAUCAACAUAUCAUGCUUUUUGGCUGUAGCCUUGCCUUCCCCGAGUGUGUUGGUGAUGGUGAUGACAGCCAUGGUCUCCUGCCCUGUAGGUCUUUCUGUGAAGCUGCAAAAGAGGGCUGUGAAUCAGUCCUAGGGAUGGUGAACGCCUCCUGGCCCGGUUUCCUCACCUGCUCCCAGUUUAGAAACCAAACCGAAAGCAGCAACGUCAGCAGAAUUUGCUUCUCUCCACAACAGGAAAAAGGCAAGCAAUCGCUCUGCGGGGGCGGCGAGAGCUUUCUGUGCGCCAGCGGCCUCUGCGUGCCCGGGAAGCUGCGGUGCAACGGGCACAACGACUGCGACGACUGGAGCGACGAGGCCCACUGCAAUUGCAGUGAGAAUAUGUUCCACUGUCACACGGGCAAGUGCCUCAAUUCUAGCCUCGUGUGUGAUGGAUACGAUGACUGCGGGGACCUGAGUGAUGAGCAGAACUGUGCCUGUCACAGCCAGGGUCUGGCCGAGUGCCGGAGCGGACAGUGUAUCCCCAGCACCUUCCAGUGCGACGGGGACGAGGACUGCAGGGACGGCUCGGACGAGGAGAACUGUAGCCAGAGUCAGACUCCAUGUCAAGAAGGCGACCAAAGAUGCCUCUACACUUCCUGCCUUGAUUCAUGUGGUGGCAGCUCCCUCUGUGACCCGAACAACUGUAGUCAGUGUGAACCAAUUACGUUGGAACUCUGCAUGAAUUUACCCUACAACCAUACAAUCUAUCCAAAUUACCUGGGCCACAGGACUCAGAAGGAGGCAUCCAUCAGCUGGGAGUCCUCUCUUUUCCCUGCACUUGUUCAAACCAACUGUUACAAAUACCUCAUGUUUUUUGCUUGCACCAUUUUGGUACCAAAGUGUGAUGUGAACACAAGCCAGCGGAUCCCACCUUGCAGAGCCCUGUGCGAGCACUCCAAAGAACACUGCGAAUCUGUCCUUGGGGUUGUGGGCCUCCAGUGGCCUGAAGACACAGACUGCAAUCAAUUUCCAGAGGAAAAUUCAGACAACCAAACCUGUCUAAUGCCUGACGAAGCUGUGGAAGAAUGCUCACCUAGUCACUUCAAGUGUGGCUCUGGACGGUGUGUUCUGGCUUCCAGAAGAUGUGAUGGCCAGGCCGACUGUGAUGAUGACAGUGAUGAAGAAAACUGUGGCUGUAGAGAGAGAGAUCUGUGGGAAUGUCCAUCCAAUAAGCAAUGUUUGAAGCAUACAGUCAUCUGUGAUGGGUUCCCCGACUGUCCUGAUGGCAUGGAUGAGAAGAACUGUUCGUUUUGCCAGGACGAAGAACUCGAAUGUGCAAACCAUGAGUGUGUGUCCCGUGAGCGCUGGUGUGACGGGGCCGCCGACUGCGUGGACAGUUCUGACGAGUGGGACUGUGUGACCCUCUCCAAAAACGUGAGCUCCUCUUCGUUCCUGAUGGCUCACAGAUCUGCCAUAGACCACCACGUGUGCGCGGACGGCUGGCAGGAGACGUUAAGUCGGCUGGCCUGCAAGCAGAUGGGUUUAGGAGAACCAUCUGUGACGGAACUGGUACAGGAACAAGAGCAAGACCAGCUGUGGCUGACAUUACACCCCAGCUGGGAGAGCCUCAAUGGGACCACUUUGCAUGAACUGCUGGUAAAAGGGCAGGCGUGUCAUAGCAGAAGUAAGAUUUCUCUUCUGUGUACUAAACAAGACUGUGGGCGUCGCCCUGCUGCCCGAAUGAACAAGAGGAUCCUUGGGGGUCGGACAAGUCGCCCUGGAAGGUGGCCAUGGCAGUGUUCCCUGCAGAGUGAACCCAGUGGACAUAUUUGUGGCUGUGUCCUCAUUGCCAGGAAGUGGGUCCUGACGGUUGCCCACUGCUUCGAGGGGCGAGAGAACGCUGCCGUCUGGAAAGUGGUGUUUGGCAUCAACAAUCUGGACCACCCGUCAACGUUCAUGCAGACACGCCUGGUGAAGACCAUCGUCCUGCACCCUCGCUAUAGCCGAGCCGUGGUGGACUAUGACAUCAGCAUCGUGGAGCUAAGCGAAGAUGUCAAUGAAACCAGCUACGUCCGGCCGGUCUGCUUGCCCAGCUCAGAGCAGGCCUUGGAACCCGAUACGUACUGCUACAUCACAGGCUGGGGGCACAUGGGCAACAAAAUGCCUUUUAAGCUGCAAGAGGGAGAGGUCCGCAUCAUCUCCUUGGAGCAGUGCCAGUCCUACUUCGACAUGAAGACCAUCACCGCGCGGAUGAUAUGCGCCGGCUACGAGUCUGGUACCGUGGACUCGUGCAUGGGUGACAGCGGUGGGCCCCUUGUUUGCGAGCGGCCUGGAGGACAGUGGACAUUAUUUGGUUUAACGUCGUGGGGCUCCAUCUGCUUUUCCAAAGUCCUGGGGCCUGGAGUUUAUAGCAAUGUGUCCUACUUCGUCGAAUGGAUUGAAAGACAAAUAUACAUCCGCACCUUUCUCCUGAACUAAUUCCAAAGAUGAUGCCAGACUUUUGCCAGCUGCACUCAAAGAAAAUGGCCUUGUCGACUGUGGAGAGCUUCCUGCAGAGAGCUGUCCAGAAGCACUUUUCACGGACAGGGAUGCUCAGCGGUACACUGCAAAUGUGCAUGUUUGUUUUGGUCUAAUUUUAUUCAGUUUUUUCAACUUCAGUUUUCUCUUGCUUCAAGUUUAAUGACAGUCU